Catharus ustulatus (Swainson's thrush) is the source of this 1402-nucleotide messenger RNA. RefSeq names its product high mobility group nucleosomal binding domain 2 (gene HMGN2). Gene Ontology annotation, molecular function: nucleosomal DNA binding. Gene Ontology annotation, biological process: chromatin organization. The coding region runs from base 284 to 556 and encodes 90 amino acids. The record is from RefSeq and is a predicted model, not a curated record. Gene Ontology annotation, cellular component: nucleus; chromatin. The transcript has 6 exons. NCBI's taxonomy places the organism in Eukaryota, Metazoa, Chordata, Aves, Passeriformes, Turdidae.
GCGGCGGGGAUCCGGCUGGAACCGGUUGGGCCGCGUCCGGCUCUAUAUAAAACUUUAUAAACACCCGAUUCCAAUUAGUGGGGUCGGGAGCAGCGCAGCCCGCCGGGUACAGCCCCGCGCACCGCUUCCCCCGCAGCCCAGCGCGCCCGGCUCCUUCACCCCCGCCUCCCUCCCUCGGCCGGCUCCCUCCGCCCCCUCACGCCGCCCGGCGCGCUCCGCUCUCCCUCACACAUCCACACACACACACACACACGCGCGCACACGCACACACACACACGGAGCCAUGCCGAAGAGAAAGGCUGAAGGAGAGACCAAGGGCGAUAAGGCCAAAGUUAAGGAUGAGCCCCAGCGGAGGUCAGCGAGGUUAUCUGCUAAGCCUGCUCCUCCAAAGCCAGAGCCCAAACCUAAAAAAGCAGCUCCAAAGAAGAGCGAGAAGGUGCCCAAGGGGAAGAAGGGAAAAGCUGAUGCUGGCAAGGAGGGAAACAACCCCGCAGAAAAUGGAGAUGCCAAAACAGACCAGGCACAGAAAGCUGAAGGUGCUGGUGAAGCCAAGUAAAACGUGUGAAUUUUUGAUAACUGUGUACUUCUGGUGACUGUACAGUUUGAAAUACUAUUUUUUAUCAAGUUUUAUAACAAUGCAGAAUUUUGGUUUACUUUUUUUUUAAGCUAUGUUGUUAGUACACAGACCGCUUCAUUGUUGUGUUCUGGGGGGUGGGGGGCGAUGGGGACAAAUGUCAUUUAGUCUAUUUCUCAAAACCUACAUUUUAGUAAGAAAAGCUUUUGCCAGUCCCCCAGUUUUUGGAAGAAGGGCCCUUCCUGCAGGGAGGAAGAAGGGAUUCCCCGUGCUGUGUGUCCAAGGGAGCACCAGAGCUCCCAAGGUGCUGUUGCCUGCUCCAGAUCCCAGUGCCCCCAGUUCUCCUUUGGUGCCCCCAGUUCUCCUUUGGUGCCCCCAGUUCUCCUUUGGUGCCCCCUGCUCACCCUGUCACUCCAAACCACAGCAGAACUGGUGUUUGGGACCUUCCACGGGCAGGUGCUCCACGUUUCUGGUGCCCAGUCCAGGCUCAAAAAGGAGCUGCACUUCCUCUUUUCUAUUGUGGAUCCUCAGAUACAGAAACCUGCCUUUAAUUUUUAUUUUCCUCUCCAAGUCAGGGUGGCUUCGUGCAGUUGUCAGACAAUGUGCAGAUGUGUCCACCCUCACUCUAAACUUUGCCCUCUACAAGUGUGAGCUGAAGAUUCUUACGGUUUUUAGCGACUUCUCCAUUUCAGUAGUCCACAAAGGGAGGGGAGUUUGACAGUUGUUGUAAAAUGUUGCAGAUUGUAGCCCAUGUCCUGCCUAAAAUUACCAUGAUUGUUCAUUAAAAGUACCUUUAAUAAAGCUGGAUACGGUUUGGCUUGGACUGUU